Molecule: messenger RNA, 2020 nt
Organism: Homalodisca vitripennis (glassy-winged sharpshooter)
Lineage: Eukaryota; Metazoa; Arthropoda; Insecta; Hemiptera; Cicadellidae
Product: transcriptional repressor CTCFL-like
Exons: 2
Coding region: 446-769 (107 amino acids)
Source: RefSeq, a predicted model, not a curated record
UAUAGUAACUAAGCAAAGUAAAAUACAGUUUAAAUGAAUUCAAACCUAAACUUCAACUCUCAUUCCAUGCAAGAUCUAAAUGGUUUACUGAUUUCCUUAGUAUUGAACUUUAUGAGAAUACACAUAUUUUAUUGUGUUAAACGUCUUAGAUUUUAAUUUAAGUCUUGCUUUGAGAGUGUUUAAUUUGUUGGACAUUUUUCAACUAUUGUUGCACUUUUGGGUAAUUUUGUGAGUAGCUAGUGAAGAACUUAAAUCUUCCACAUUUUGAAUCAGUUUUCGUCCAAGUGGCAAUAAGAAUGAGUACUACCAAAGAGCGGUAAUGUAGUGAUGCCACCUAGUUACACUACUGGGUUGUACAGGCAAGACGACACUAGUGACAGACUCCAGUGGCCAGACCAAGCAUCAGUGCCCCCGCUGCCAGAGGCUCUACUCUCACUGGCACAGUAUGACCAGACACUUACGGCUGGAGUGUGGGAUGCCCCCCCAGUUCCGAUGUCCUCACUGUGACUUCCAGUCCACUCGCAAGGGGAGCAUCAAUGCACACAUCGCUGUCAGACAUGCCGCAGAAGCGGAGAAGUCCCCACAGAGCCAGUCUCGGUAUCAGUGUCCUGGGUGCAAGAAACUGUUCAGCUAUAAAGUGGCAAUGCUGAAACACCGUAACGAAUGUGGCCGAGUAUCCGCAUCACUCUCUUGCCCUAAGUGUGCGUUCGUGGCCCAACGCAGCGUUGAUCUCGAUGUGCACAUCGCGACCACACAUUUCGUGCUGUAACGGUUUUAGUUUCCAUUACCUUUAUUAUUGCAUUUCGUAAAGAGAGAGUACAGAUACUCAGAACAAAUUAAUUAAAUGAUCUAAAUUGAGAGUUUCCCCUAUUUUAAAAAUUGAAAAUAAAGUUCCUCCCAAAAAAGGGAAGGAGUAUCUGUUAUACUGCUAGCCACUGGAAUAGUAUUAUGCAGGAUCUGAAUUAAAUAUGAUUAACAAACUCAAACAAAUGGUAACAGUUUAAACCAGUAAUCAAGAUUUUUCGCAACAAGGACCUACCUUCAGUAAUUUGGGAUAAAAUCCAGAGAGUAGAGUUGGGGCAGCCAAAGCCGAGUCCUCUAAUUCAUUUCACUUAUUAUUUUAAUAUGUUCAUAUGAUUAGAAGAAGAAUAUAAGAAAGUCUAAUUUGGACAACCCUGAAAUGUUGUUGGUAAUUUAAAGCUUUUAGAUAUUAAGAUAUUAUUUUAUUAAUGCUUGAAUUAUUUUGUAACAAAUUAAGACUUAAGUCAUAUAAAAGUUUAUAUUGAAAGCUGACUCAAAAAGUGGACAUAGAAAAUUAACACAUUAUGAGCCGCGAGUGGCAUUUUUUUAAAGAUUUUUUAAAUUUUGAAGUUUUACUUGCCCUACAGUCCCAAAUCAUUAUAAACAUCCAAAAUUACCCCAGAGAAUAAGAUACAGAUUUGUUGUGGCCAAAAUAUAGUUUUACACGUAAGAAUACUCAUACUUAUGUAAUGUAUAACAAAGUUGUUAUAGACAAAAUUUGGAUCCCUGUUGAUAGUUUCUCCAAAGAAUUGCCUUGUGUUCAGGAACUUACUGUAUUAGAUUCCAAGAAUGUUCAGACCAAUUUCAACUAUUAUUUAUGUUUAUAACUUUGAUGUGGAAUUUAAAUUAUUUGUCAGAAAAAAGUAAGAGAUUUUUUGUCAGUUGUCAAUUUGGGCUUAAGACCAACAUGUACAUGUUUUCAUGGUCAAAGCCCAUGUUUAUCUACUCCAUUAAUGAUUACGGUACGGUAAUCUAUGUAAACUGCUGCAUGGCUUGUUCUGAACAAGGAGAUAUACUCUGCCAGCAGGAUAAUGCUAUUGGAGACUGAAUAGAUAUAGUUUCGUAUAAGAUUUUUUAGCAUUGGAAGAAUAUUUUCAAAUAAUUCCCGAUGUACUUUUACUGUCUGUGAUUUUCAUAGAGGUUGUUGUCCACUUAUUGGACAUCUUUGAUUGUGCUGUAAUAUGUAGUUUUUAAGAAAUAAACUAUAUUGUUUACAGAA